GCUCCGUUGUUAUACUAGUGUAUAGUUAUUUCGUGGAUAUGAGAAAUAAACUUAACCUUAAUCUUCAAUUAUGUAUUACGAGGUAUAAAAAAUCUAAAAAGAGUAAAUAAUCAUAGAAUUUAAAUUUAUAUGUGUAGAAAUAAAAUAAAUUAUUAUCAAAAUGAGGUACGCGCAACUUGUUAUGGGACCUGCUGGUAGUGGAAAGUCAACGUAUUGUUCUAUCAUGCAACAUAGUGCAGCAGAUGAAAUGAAAACAAUAGAAGUAGUCAAUUUAGAUCCUGCAGCAGAACAUUUUGAUUAUGAACCUUUCAUUGACAUAAGAGAAUUAAUUGAAUUAGAUGAUGCUAUGGAAGAUGAGGAGUUGAGAUAUGGGCCUAAUGGUGGUCUUGUAUUUUGUAUGGAAUACCUAAUAGAAAAUUCAACUUGGUUGCAAGAAAAAUUAGAUGAUGUAGAUGGCGAUUAUGUUAUUUUUGAUUGUCCUGGGCAAAUAGAACUAUAUACACAUAUGAAAGUUAUGCGUCAGUUAAUUAAAAUGUUACAAAAUAUGAAUUUUCGUAUAUGCGGAGUAUUUAUAAUGGAUAGUCAAUUUAUGAUAGAUGGAUCGAAGUUUUUAUCAGGUACUAUGGCAGCUUUAAGCGUAAUGGUAAAUCUAGAAAUACCACAUGUUAACAUAUUAAGUAAAAUGGAUUUGAUAUCGAAGUCUUCGAAAAAACAAUUAGAUGAAUAUUUGGAACCUGAUCCAUAUAGUUUGUUAUCUAAUAUGGAAAAUGAUCCAUGGAAUAAAAAAUAUCAAAAACUUACAGAAGCCAUAGGUAAACUUAUUGAAGAUUAUAGUUUAGUUCGUUUUCUUCCCUUGAAUAUUAAAGAUGACGAAAGUAUCGCUGAUAUCAAACUUACUAUCAAUAAUAUUAUUCAAUACGGAGAAGAUGAAGAUGUUAGAAUUAGAGAUUUCGAUGAACCCUGUAAUGAUGAUGAUGCAGAUGACACGAAUAACAGUUAAAAAAAUCAUGCAUGGUGUAUAUUUUAAUAAACUGUUUUCAUAACACUA
Messenger RNA from Polistes canadensis, 1048 nucleotides. Its product is annotated as GPN-loop GTPase 3. The record is from RefSeq and is a predicted model, not a curated record. Bases 161 to 1000 code for a protein of 279 amino acids. The transcript has 3 exons. Lineage: Eukaryota; Metazoa; Arthropoda; Insecta; Hymenoptera; Vespidae. Gene Ontology annotation, molecular function: GTPase activity.